AUGCCUGGAGUAAAUGAGGCGGAAACUAUUCGUAUUCUCAUCUCCACCGAUAAUCAUGUCGGUUACAACGAGCGAGAUCCCAUCCGUGGGGAUGACAGCUGGAAGAGCUUCCACGAAAUAAUGUGCCUGGCCAAGGAACGGGAUGUCGAUAUGGUUCUCCUGGCAGGAGACUUGUUCCAUGAGAAUAAGCCGUCGCGAAAAUCCAUGUACCAGGUCAUGCGGUCGAUUCGAAUGAACUGUUUCGGGGACAAGCCGUGUGAACUAGAGAUGCUCAGCGAUGCAAGUGAAAACUUUCAGGGGGCAUUCAACCAUGUCAACUACGAGGACCUGGAUAUGAACGUGGCGAUUCCUAUCUUCUCCAUCCACGGAAAUCACGACGAUCCCUCGGGAGAGGGUCAUCUGGCCGCAUUAGAUCUACUGCAAGUGUCCGGCCUUCUCAACUACUACGGCCGGACUCCGGAGUCAGACAACAUUCAAAUUAAGCCUGUCUUGCUACAGAAAGGCCGGACAAAGCUUGCGCUGUACGGAAUGAGCAACGUUCGAGAUGAGCGACUGUUCCGCACCUUUCGUGAUGGCAAAGUUAAAUUCUUCCAACCGUCUGUCCAGAAAAGUGACUGGUUCAAUUUGAUGUCUGUGCAUCAGAACCAUCAUGCCCAUACAGAAACUAGUUACCUGCCGGAGAACUUCCUUCCCGAAUUUCUCGAUUUGGUCGUCUGGGGUCACGAACAUGAAUGCCUGAUUGAUCCUAAGCUCAACCCAGAGACCAAAUUCCAUGUUAUGCAGCCAGGAUCGUCUGUCGCAACAUCCUUGGUACCUGGGGAGGCUGUUGCAAAGCAGGUCUCGAUUUUGAGUGUAACAGGCCGAGAAUUUAAAAACGAACCUAUCCGAUUGAAGACGGUGCGACCGUUUGUGAUGCGGGAAAUUGUAUUAUCCGAAGAAAAGGGAGCCCAAAAGCUUGCACGCAAGGAAAACAAUCGCACAGAAGUAACUCGGUUCCUCAUGUCCAUUGUCGAAGAGCUGAUUGAAGAAGCCAACGCAGAAUGGUUAGAGAUGCAAGGCGACCGCAUUGAUGAGGACAGCGAUGACACGCUGGAAGUUCCGCUUCCUCUCGUUCGCCUCCGUGUGGAGACUUCCACACCUGAAGGUGGUAGUUACGAUUGUGAAAACCCGCAGCGAUUCUCCAAUCGCUUCAUUGGUAAGGUCGCUAACGUGAAUGAUGUGGUGCAAUUCUACCGCAAGAAAAAAACCGCUUCUACGUCGCGCAAGGAUGAUAAAUCCAUUGAUGAAUCGGCCGUUUCUCAUCUAUCAGCCCUUGACACUGUGAAAGUCGAACAACUAGUGCGCGAGUUCCUCUCAUCACAGUCGUUAAUUAUUCUGCCGCAGAAUUCUUUCGGAGAUGCUGUUGCUCAAUUCAUUGACAAGGAUGACAAGCAUGCCAUGGAGAUGUUCGUCAAUGAAUCCCUCGAGAGCCAGGUCAAACACUUGUUAGCCUUAGAUCGCGACGAGGACGAGAUGGACGACGAGGAGAGAGAGCAAAGCUCGCUAGUCACUGCUAUGGAGAAAUAUCGUGGUCAGAUGGAAACCAUGUUUUCAAAGGGCGUGAAGAAGCGAACUCGCGGCAAAAAGCGCUUUAAGCCCAAGCCAGAUGGGUGGGAUUCCGAGUUUGAUGGCGUGUGGGAAGACCAGCCCGGUGCACUUAUUCAUUCUGACAAUGAAGGUGGGGAUCCAGCAGAGGAAGAAGCUGGAGAAGAUGGGACAGUUGCCGCUCGUGGUCGUGCUGCAGGCCCGACUCGCGGUCGUGGUAGGGGUCGUGGCCGAGGUGGAACAGCCGCUCUGCGAACCACCAAGUCCAAACCUACCCCAGAAACAAAGACUACGAAGGGUCGCAAAAAGCAAACGGUCUCAGACGAAGAAUCGGACGUGAUUAUGCUGGACGAUGAUGACGACGAUGAUUCGCAGGCACUGUUUGUCAAGCAGCCUCGCUCUACCACUACCGCAAAGCCACGAAAAGCUGCCCCUACUACGACGACGACGACCCAGCGCCGCGGUGGACGUGCUGCUGCCUCGCCCGCUCCGUCAUCGGUCACUGUUGGGGGGACUGCUUCUCGGCGAGCCCCUGCGCGCGGUAAGCCAGCUCAGUUUACGCUCAACUUCUCCGCUUCACAGGCCAGCGCGCCUCUGUCCUCACGACCUAGCCGCUCCACCCGUAAUAUGAGUGUUAUAAGCGAUGGUAUUGACGAUGACGAUGACGAUGACGAUGACGCCUUUGAAGAAAUGCCGACCACCUCGAGGCGUCGUGCCUCGGGAUCUGCCUCAGACCGGCGUCAGGCUAUCGCUGAUUUUGCGCGUCACCACCCGACCGAUCCUAUCGAUGUCAUCAUUGCUGAUUUCAUGAGCGAAUUUAACAUGGCCACUGCCGCAGGUCGGCGCGUGGACCAGGCAGCCUCCCAAGAACACACAGCACCGGCCUAUGAGCCCUCCUUCCUAGAAUCACUUGAGCCAGCUCUAGAUGAUUUGGCCAAGUAUGGAAUUAAGCUCGCGGUUAACGCUGGAGUGACUGACACAAAGGGUCUCUACGAGGUGGUGAUACGUAUGGUUGAGGCAAAGAAGCUGGACUUGAAGAUUGCAUGGGUUUCCGGGGAUGAAGUGCUAUCUACCGUCCAGAAGGGAUUGACUUCCGGAUCUGAAUUUCGCAACGUCUACACAGGUGAGCGAUUGGCAGAUUGGUCAUUCGAGCCCAUCUAUGCCCAGUGCUAUCUCGGUGGCCUCGGUAUUGCGGCUGCAUUCGCAGAUGGCGCGGACAUUGUAUUAUGUGGGCGGGUCUCGGAUGCUUCACCUGUCAUCGGAGCUGCUUACUGGUACCAUGGCUGGCAGCGAGAUGAGCUUGACAAGCUAGCGAAUGCGUUUGUAGCAGGCCAUCUGAUCGAGUGCAGCAACUAUGUCUGUGGAGGUAACUUUACAGGCUUCAAAGCCCUAGAGCACGCAGAUGGAGAUGGAUGGACCAACAUCGGAUAUCCAAUCGCCGAGAUCUCUGCCGAGGGCGACGUUGUGAUCACCAAGCAGGCGCAUGCUACCGGUGGUGCUGUGACUGUCGAUACUUGCACAUCUCAACUGCUCUACGAAAUACAAGGAGCUUGGUACUACAACUCCGAUGUCACUGCGGUUCUCGAUGGUGUACACUUCUCGCAGCGCGGCGUCAAUCGUGUUGCUGUUCAUGGAGUUCGAUCCAGUCCUCCUCCGCCCACCACUAAGGUUGGUAUCACUGCUCGAGGUGGGUUCCAAGCAGAGGCAUGGUGGUUUUUAACUGGUCUGGAUAUCGAAGCCAAAGCUCGCAUGCUGGAGGCACAGGUCCGCCAAUUGUUGUCACCCUAUUCGGACAAAUAUACAUCGCUUAAUUUCGAUUUACUGGGAUCUUCCAUCUCCGACCCACACAACCAGAAUCGCGCUACUGUGCCGCUACGCAUCGUUGUACAGGCACGACAUGCGGAGGACCUUGCACCGACACAGUUCCUCAAACCUAUCACCGACAACAUCAUGCAGGGCUACCCUGGCGCUACCUUUCACCUAGAUAUGCGCCAGGGAUUCCCGCGUGCCAUUUUUGAGUACUAUGUCAGCUUGCUGCCACAAUCCGCUGUCCAGCACCGCGUUCACAUGCCCUGGAAGCCGACAAAAUCUACGCAAACUCUCGAUAUCUCACCUCCGACAAACACCAGGGCAUAUCCAUCACGCCAGCCCUCGCAGCCCGUCACACACUCUGACGGGCCCGUUGACCUUACCCGCGACUUUGGUCCGACGACCCGUGGUCCACUAGGUUGGAUCGUUCAUGCACGCUCUGGGGACAAAGGUGCUGACGCUAACUGCGGCUUCUGGGUGCGCCACCGUGAUGAGUACCAAUGGCUGCGGGCGUUGCUAUCUGUCGGCAAGGCGCAAGAGCUGUUGGGAGAUACUGGCCGUGAGAACCAGCAGUUGGCGAUUGAUCGGUUCGAGUUGCCUAGCCUUCAUGCGGUCCAUUUCCUCUUUCGCAAUCUACUAGAUCGGGGCGUCGGUGUGACCACCACGGUCGAUUUCCUAGGGAAGAAUGUGGCGGAAUAUCUACGGGCGCGGCAUGUUGAUCUCCCUGUGCGAUUCUUGAACCGUGGAAAGCUGUAG
Messenger RNA from Penicillium expansum, 4149 nucleotides. Its product is annotated as MRX complex nuclease subunit. The record is from RefSeq and is a predicted model, not a curated record. The transcript has 4 exons. NCBI's taxonomy places the organism in Eukaryota, Fungi, Ascomycota, Eurotiomycetes, Eurotiales, Aspergillaceae. Gene Ontology annotation, biological process: double-strand break repair. The coding region runs from base 1 to 4149 and encodes 1382 amino acids. Gene Ontology annotation, molecular function: 3'-5'-DNA exonuclease activity; manganese ion binding; DNA endonuclease activity. Gene Ontology annotation, cellular component: nucleus; Mre11 complex.